Messenger RNA from Leptosia nina, 315 nucleotides. The record is from the annotation of a GenBank genome assembly. Lineage: Eukaryota; Metazoa; Arthropoda; Insecta; Lepidoptera; Pieridae.
AUGGCUAUCCGGGUAGAUGCUGUUCUUCGUCGACGUUUACAUUCUAAUACCCUGAAAUUGGAAGAUUUGAAGUGGCAACGAGAGGAGGCAACCCGUGACCUCAAAUCCCUACAAGAAGAGCAAACGUAUUCAGAGCAGAACCUUCUAGAAGUAAUGGAUCAAGAGAGGGUUGUAGCAGCUAGAUUGUCUGAUCGUGCAAAGAAACCGAGCCGUGAACUUAUAAAGGACGAAGUGAAUAGGAAAUUGAGAAAUGAAUUGGGUCAAAUAAGACGAUUUGCUAAAGAACUCACAAACAAUAUCGAAAGAAUUUUGUAA